CAGUCAUUAGAUGGCGAUCAUCAGCUGCAAGUGGAGAAGGCCUACACGCUCGAGUCAUUGCCGAUUCAAGCAGCUUACUACCCGCCCGAAAGUAUGAAGUGCUGGCCUCAUUUAAAGGGUGUACAUUUCCAGAAAAUCCAAAAUAAAACUGUUGAUCUGCUGAUUGGCACGAACACUCCGGAAGCGCAUUGGGUGCAAGAUCAACGUAUCGGAAAUUCCCGACAACCGUACGCAUUGAAAACAAUUCUAGGAUGGGUACUGCUCGGGCCUGCGAGAGAGGAUCGGUCUGCAGCAAGAUCUGUCAACUGUCUAGCUACGGAGGAAACGAUGCAGUCGCAAAUUGCCAAACUCUUUGAAAUCGAAUUCGGUGAGGAUAACCAAGGAGUUGAUCUGGCGAACUCCCAGGAGGACAAGUUGGCCCUAGAAUCCGUUCGAAGUUCCGCAACUGUCGUGGAGAAUCAUUAUCAACUUCGUUUACCUUGGAAGAGAAACUGGCGCGAGAUACCCUUUAAUCGAUACCUGGCAGAGAAAAGAUUAAAUCACCUGCGAGUACGCCUCGAAAGAGAUCCGAAUCUGUCGCGUAAAUACGCCGAAAUAAUGGAA
Messenger RNA from Echinostoma caproni, 603 nucleotides. NCBI's taxonomy places the organism in Eukaryota, Metazoa, Platyhelminthes, Trematoda, Plagiorchiida, Echinostomatidae. The record is from the annotation of a GenBank genome assembly.